AUGCUGACUCCUAUUCCAUCGACGCCACCCUAUGGGACUGUUCGCUCACCGCUGCCGACCGUCGCCCGCCCUCGCGACUCGCUAUCACUUCCGACCACGCCUGCAUCUACCCGUAUGCGCGCUUUGCAAGCAUCAACGCCUCCUCCUUUAUCUCCGUCUCGACCCUCCACAGAAAAGCUCAUGGACAUAUCCUUCGAUGACCAGCGCAUCCCGUUGAACCGUUCACGCCGGGGGUCGAGUGCCUCCAUCGCCAGCUUGGCGUCAGGAAAACCCUAUCUGGAUCCUGAACUCGCGACACUCGUGGACGUCCCUGUUCCACUAGAGUUUUCGGCUGCUCAACUACGUCGACGAAGGCUUGCUGCCCUUGCCAGUCCCAUUCUUUUCGAGGGCAGUCUUUCAGAAGAUGGCGCGACGAUCAACAUGGAACACGACCAGGCGCUACCAGAAUUCUCGCAGAGAUACAGCGGGACCUCAGAGUCAUUUCUGCUACUUGAUGGAGACGACCCGCGCGUCACUGGCGUUCCGACUUUUCAGGGUAUCGAUGAGAAAUGGCGAGAUAAAUAUUGGAAGGAGGCGGAGCAUUUCCCUCCACAUAAACGGGAAAAGGUGGUACAUGCAUUAGAGAUGCAAUUUGCCGUCGAAUACACUCUGAUCCGACAUCGUUUCAUCGAGACUCUCGGACAGGCUCUCAUGAGUUUUGGCUCUCCUGCUCAUCGCCUGAAAGGCAUCCUUGACUCCACCGCGCACGCGCUCGACGUUGAUGUCGCUUUCAAUAUCAGGUCGGACGAGAUCGAGCUCAUUUUCCGCGGAAAUAACGCUCAAACGACAUAUACGACUCUCGUCCACGCUAUGCACUGCUCUCAUCUGUGCCUCAGCCGCCUCAACACGAUACAUUCUGUCUAUCGUCGUCUCGUUCGCACUCGAGAACUUACGCCACUGGAUGCCACAGAACUCCUUCGCCGCGAGAUGCAUGCACCACCGUUACUCGGCUUCUGGCUACAACUUUUCCUAUCCUUCCUCCUCUCAUUCUUACUGUCGAAUCUGGCCUUUGGCGGCGCAUUCGUGGAUAUGAUUGCUGCGGGAGUUGGCGCCAUGAUCGUAUUCCUCUCCACCUAUGUCGUGCGAGGGAGUAUAGCCAAGCUGACGGCGGAAUUCGUCUCAGUUAGCAUCGUAUCCUUCGCCGCGGCCAUCAUCAACAUCCUGACGAAGAACUUGGUGUGCUGGCACGCUGUUGCAUAUUCCUCAAUCAUCGGCCGUUUGCAAGGUUAUUCUGCCGUGUUGGCUGUAUUGGAGCUUGUUCUGGGGCAGACGGAUUCGGGGGCCGUGAAGCUCGUGAGGGCGUUGAUGAGCACCCUUGUUCUCAGCUUUGGGCUAGAGGUCGGCACGGACAUCGUCUUCACAAUCUUUCCGCAAUCCUCUCUGAAGGCAGAAGCCGCGUCAAUACCGCAUGUCAUAGAAGGAUGCUACAGACCUCCCGGGACUCCCUGGUUCUACAGUCGGUUCCCAUGGUACUUCAUGUUCUUCACGGUCCCUCUCUUCGCGGUCGCUCGAAGUAUCGCCAACAAACAUCCUUGGCGCAAAUGGCGCGACCUUCUUGUCGCCAUCUUCAUCACAAUAUGCGCGUAUACCGUCAACAAAGCGGCAAACCGAUUCCUUGUUGGUCAAACGGCAGUUCUGCCUAGUCUCAUCGGCGCGUUCACCGUUGGGUUCAUCGGUAAUCUAUAUUCCCGUAUAUUCCAUGCUUCUGCAUUCACUGCGAUGGUUUCGGGUGUCAUGAUGCUCGUUCCGUCCGGCCUCGGGGAUCUACACGCGUCCAUGACUUUCGACGACAGUCUCAAAGUGACCGGCGAGAUGCUGAAGACCGUUAUCGGCAUCUUACUUGGGCUCUCUGCCGGUCACUGCGCUGUACAUUUCGGGAAGAGGGACCGCGCGGCGAUGUUUUCCUUCUGA
Molecule: messenger RNA, 1950 nt
Organism: Peniophora sp. CBMAI 1063
Lineage: Eukaryota; Fungi; Basidiomycota; Agaricomycetes; Russulales; Peniophoraceae
Source: the annotation of a GenBank genome assembly